Molecule: messenger RNA, 2076 nt
Organism: Aspergillus japonicus CBS 114.51
Lineage: Eukaryota; Fungi; Ascomycota; Eurotiomycetes; Eurotiales; Aspergillaceae
Product: FAD-binding oxidoreductase
Exons: 5
Coding region: 276-1811 (511 amino acids)
Molecular function (GO): FAD binding; oxidoreductase activity
Source: RefSeq, a predicted model, not a curated record
UGGUUUGUGCUGCCUUGUAUAACCCUGGCCUGAGCCAGAUUUUGCCCAGCAGUUCGGCAUCUUGUGGACAAGGGAUCAAGACACGGUUAAAUUAAAAUCAUCUUCACCCUCAAGGAUUCAAAGGCUUCGUGCAUCACAGAAGCACGGUUAAAUUAGCGAGGGCAUUGCUCGCCAGGUUUUGGUUCCUGUGAAACAAGUGAUCAAAACGCAUUUAAACCAGCCCGUCCGCAUGCGCAUCAAUCCAGACGCUUCGUGCAUAACUGGAAUACAAAACCAUGGCUCGACUAGUUCGUCAGGCAGCGUGCUGCCUAGCGGCUCUACAAUCUUUGGCAUGGGCCUUGUCUUUCGUUGAGACAAACCAACCCCGGUUAUCAUGUCGCACAAGCCUCAACACAGUGCAAGUGCAGGCUGAACUUGGUCCGCUGCUGCUGUGUUCCACGUCCAGCGUGUUUGGGCCCGACAGCCCCCUGUGGCCGAACGCGACGUCGCGCUACCAGGCGUACGAUUCCCCGCAGAUCAAGGUCGUCGUGCAGGUAGGAUGCGAGGAGGAUGUUGCCACCGUCGCUCGAUAUGCCAACGCUAUCAGCCUGCCUUUCUACACGGUCAACCGAGGUCACGGCAUGACAAGUACCCAGGGCCAGUUCCACGGAGUGGAGAUUGACAUGCAACUGCUGACCGGGAUCGAAAUCAAUGCCAAUGGCGAAUCCGCUCGUUUCCAAGGCGGCACGUUCACCCAGGAGGUGAUGGACGUGUUGUGGGAACAGGGCUAUGUAGCACCCACCGGAAGCUGCGGCUGCGUCGGAAUGGUCGGACUCGGUCUGGGUGGAGGCCACGGCCGUAUGCAGGGACGCUACGGGCUGGUCAGCGACAACUACCUCAGCCUGAACGUGGUCCUGGCGAACGGGACAGCGAUCACUGUUUCGGAAACCUCGCACCCCGACCUCUUCUGGGGGAUGAAAGGGGCCGGGCACAAUUUCGGCGUGGUCACCAGCUUCGAACUCCGCAUCUUCCCCCGUCAGGAGGAGACCUGGUACUACCGUACCUAUGUCUUUUCGCAGACGCAGCUCGAGCCGCUGUUCGAAGAAAUCAAUCGUCUGCAGGGGAACGGCACGCAGCCGGUCGACAUGGCGUGGCAAUUUGGAUUAUAUCAACUGAACCGCACGUUCAGCGAGACGGAGGCAAUCAUCUCUUGGUCCUUCGCGUACUCGGGCCCCGAAGCCGCGGCGCAGCCGUACCUGGCCCCCUUCGACGCGCUGCACCCGCUCAGCGUCGAAGACGGCAACGUCCCCGUCAACGAGAUCUCGAACGUGCAGCGAACCGGGUCGAACGAUCCGAUCUGCGCGCACGGCUACGAGAGGAUCAUCGCGACCGCGGGGCUGCAGGUGUACAACGUGACGACGCAGCGGGCGAUCUACGAGGUCUUCAACGAGAUUCUCCGCUCCCACCCCGCGUUCAAUACCUCCGUCGUGCUCAUGGAGGGCUACUCCCUCCAGGGCGUGUUGGCCGUCGACCCGGCCUCGUCGGCGUAUCCCCUCCGCGACGAUUAUCUGCUCAUGUGGGCCUCUGUCAGCUACCUACCCGACGAGUCGUUGGAUGAUACCGCGCUCGAGUGGGCGGGUUUGAUCCGCGACCUGUGGAACGAAGGUCAGCCGACCCGGCGGCCAACGACGUAUGUCAACUACGCCUUGGGGAUAGAGUCGCUGGAGUCGAUGUAUGGGUAUGAAAGCUGGCGGUUGGAGAGGCUGCGCGCGUUGAAGCGGGAGUAUGAUCCGGAGAAUCGGUUCGCGUACUUCAAUCCUAUUCCUGUUUAGAGGGUCUACAUCGUAUCUGGUGUGGCUGUACAAUCGUGUUGACAUGGAAGUAUGCAUAUAUCUCCAGGUCCCGGGCUUCACGGCAUGACACCUUGGCUUGGGAGUUUUGGCAAGACUGAUUGGGGGUUUUUCUGUUAUGUCUGGCUUCGCGCCGACUCGCAGAUUGGAGAAGGUCCGGCCUUAUCUGGGCUGGGCGAUAUAAUAUGUUGUCAUAGAAAACUAUUUUCUAUCCAUCCUACUCGUUAGCUGACGAGUAGAUCGGGCC